GAUCACAAUUUAAUAGUAAAUCAAAUUUUCUGUUCAUUGACAACAAUUAAAAGCAAUUAAAGAAACUAAACCUGCGAUUGUGAAACAAUUUACUUAAUGAAAAUACGAAGAAAAUGAAAGAUGAGGAUGAACAAAAUUCUGAGGCGACUCAGAGAGAAGAACAGUUAAUCUUCUCGAAUUUUUUUAUUCGUUCUUCGUCGACUAUCUCAGUGAUCUCUUUGUGGGUGGUGGUUUCCUUUUUCUCUCUCGAUCGAUUUAAUUAAAUAAGUUCUAAGGUCUAGACUGACAGUUCGAGGCUUUUAUCUUAAUCAACUCAACUUUUGAAUGAAACUGUAACACCAAGUUAAUUGUUCCCCAUUAUCAUCACCAACAUGUACCAAUUGAUUGUUGUUGUUGCUCAAUUUUGUUUCGCUUAUCCCAAGAAUAAGUCACCAAUUGAAAGAAAACAAUCUGAUCAAGUGACCACUCCCAUUGAUGAUAAAAUGAACUUGGAAUCAGCGACAAGGACAGUUGACCAAGAGAAAUCGCCGGUGGGUCUUCAUGGGGACAAAGGUGAUUCCAUGAAAAGUGAGGAUUCUCUUACUGUCAAAGGGCAGAGUGACACUCACCCAGCCACACCCAGUGCUUCCAGUUUAUCUACUUCCGGAACUUCAGGUUACCCGAUCUCCGUAACUGAGACGAUGGUCCAAAAAAAUGUGAACAUAACGGUUUCUUAUAAUCCACCAAAAUCGAUGUACACUUCAUUUGAUCAGCUGCGAUCACCGAGACCCAAUUGUUUCAUUAGUUCAAUUACUCGAGUUAAUGGUCAAUCAUUACCUUCCCCUGGGUCAGCAGUUAAAACUACUGAGAUUAAAUCACCAGAGGAAGUGACCGGUGUUAAAUCACCUUCACCGGAAGCCUGGAAAGUUGCUUUUGAAACCGGAAACGGUAUCAACUGGACACAAGCUAAACCGGUCACUAAUACAAUUACUAUUGAUCCUAAAAAGGUUAACAAUUCAAUAAUAGAUUCAAAUAGAUUAGUUGAUUGUAAUGAAAAUAAAGCUGAGAUUAAUUUGAUGGGGAAAAAUUCAAACCAAUUAACUAAUCAACUAAAUGGUGAAACGAGAUCGACUAAUCAUCAACAAUCUACUUUUCUAGAGACAAAUAAUCACUUGGAUGGAUCUCAAGCAAAUCUAAUUGUUACCAAAGAGACGAUACUUUGAAGGUUAAUUGUUGACAAUUAGACGUUUAUUUGUUCACUAUUUUCCUAUGUCAACAAUUAGAAACUUUUGGGAGAGCAAUUAAAUUUAAAAACUAAUUGAAUUAACAUUUUAAUUUAAUAAGCAAAACAAAUUGAAAAAAUUUCACUAAUCAUAAUGUUCAAAAGUUUAAAUUUAGCCAAUAGACAAUUAAGUGCACUCAAUAUUUUAAUUAUAUAAUUACCAUUAAUGUAUUAAUUAACUAAUCAUCUUAAUCAAGCCUUAAUCCUAAGAUUUAAUCCAAUCAAUAUUAGAUAAUUACAUUGUCCAUUACCUUAAUUGUUAGCAAGAUUAUGAUGCCUUAAAUUGAAUUUGUUAAUUGUAAGACAUUGGAUGAAAUUAACCAAUGAGAAUCAUAUUUUACUAACAAUUAACCACUCACUUUUUUCAUCAUUAUUAAUUUGAUUAGUCAACCAAUUUAGCAAUUUAAUUUAGUUGUCUUCCAAUUGCUUAUUUUUCAUUCAACUGUGCCAAUGAUUAUUUUCAAUUAAUUUGUGAUAAAUUUAGUUUGCAAUUAUCAUUAUUUUACUUGAUUACAAUCGAUGAUUAAUCAAUUUCAAUAAUUUCCUAUUACGAAAUUAAAACACAAUU
Molecule: messenger RNA, 1829 nt
Organism: Panonychus citri (citrus red mite)
Lineage: Eukaryota; Metazoa; Arthropoda; Arachnida; Trombidiformes; Tetranychidae
Exons: 3
Coding region: 372-1202 (276 amino acids)
Source: RefSeq, a predicted model, not a curated record